AUGGACAAACUGCACGAUUACCAGGGUUGGACGGGACGGUUCCACGAGAUUAAGGAACGGGUUCGAGCUAGACAUGCGGCGUGGCGUGAAACGCGAGGAGGAGCGGGAGCAGGAGCAGGAGGAACCGGAAGUGGAUUAGGAGCGUAUCUGCGUGAAAGCAUUCGGACACCCAACCAACGUCAGGACGCCGAGGGAAAUGUGGACUUUUCGCACAUUUAUCGCAAAAAGACCCGCCUGGAGCUGAUCCGCGUGUCGGCCGCCGUAAUGGGCAUCGAGUUUUCGUACGCAGCCGAGACGGCCUUCGUAUCGCCCACGUUGCUCAAAAUUGGCGUCCAACAUCAGCACAUGACGCUGGUGUGGUGCCUCUCGCCGCUGGUGGGCUUCUUCCUGACUCCGGUGCUGGGCUCGUUGAGCGAUCGCUGCAAGAGCAACUACGGCCGGAGGAGACCGUUCAUCUUUCUGCUUUCGGUGGGGGUCCUGCUGGGGUUGCUGUUGGUUCCGAAUGGGGAGGAUUUGGGGUACGCGUUUGGGGAUGUUGAUCCUUAUGCAGGGAAUGGUACGUUGCCGGUGCAGAGCGUGUUGCCUCAUCGAGCGACCGCGCUGGAAGCUGAGGAAACGAGCGAGGAAGUGCUGACGAGACCAAGUCAUCCGUGGGCGAUCUUCUUUACGAUUCUUGGGACUGUAAUGCUGGAUUUUGACGCCGACGCGUGCCAGAGUCCGUCGAGGGCUUAUCUGUUGGAUGUUACUAUUCCGGAGGAUCACGCCAGGGGAUUGUCUACGUUUACGAUCAUGGCAGGACUGGGUGGAUUUAUGGGAUAUUCAUUGGGUGGAAUCAAUUGGGACGAUACAGCUAUCGGUAGGGCGUUUGGUGGGCAUGUACGAGCCGUCUUCUCACUGAUCACGAUCAUAUUCAUUCUGUGCGUAUCGUUCACCAUCACAAGCUUCAGCGAAAUCCCACUGUGGAUACUGGAAGAAGAAAUCGAACGACAAUGCUCUCCAACGGAAACUGGAAGCAAGGAACAACCCCCGCCACCACAGCUCGUACGAUCCUCGAGCGAACACGAACCACUGGAGAAGAUCGAGUCUUCCGCAUCGUACGGAACCGUCGAAGAAGAACACAUGCUUCAUGCCCCUCAGAAUCACCAGCGUAGAUUCACAAUGCCAGCUCCAAACACCAAACGAGACUACGACGUCCUGCCAGGGGAAAACUGCGCCGAGACUUCGUUCAAUAAGAACGUUGAUCCGGUCACGUUGGAAGCCGAUCUUACCUCUAAAGGUGAAGUCGUAACGCUGUCAAUGUACCUAAAAUCGAUCAUUUUCAUGCCUCACUCGUUGCGAAUGGUUUGCCUGACGAAUCUGUUCUGCUGGAUGGCCCACGUCUGCUACUCGCUGUACUUUACGGACUUUGUCGGCGAAGCAGUCUUCGAGGGGAACCCGCAGGCGCUGGACGGAUCCGCCGAGUACAUCCGGUACGAGGAGGGCGUCCGCUUCGGCUGCUGGGGUAUGGCCAUGUACUCGCUGUCCUGCGCGUGCUACUCGCUGGUGAUCGAGCGGCUGAUCAAGCGCUUCCGGGCUCGCAAGGUGUACAUCGGCGGACUGCUGUUCUACUGCUUCGGCAUGACCAUGAUGGCGCUGACCAAGCACCGAGUCGGGGUGAUCUUGUUCAGCUGGACGGCCGGGGUGAUGUACUCGACGCUGUUCACCAUGCCAUACCUGCUCGUGGCGCACUAUCACUCGGAGGGGAUCUUUGAGGAAAUCAACCCCGAGGAUCAGCCGAAGGAGAAGGUAGUGAGAGGGCUCGGCACCGACGUGGCGAUUGUCAGUUCGAUGGUCUUUUUGGCACAGUUUAUCCUCUCGAUCUGUAUGGGCACGAUCGUGUCCUGGACGGGAACCACGACGGCCGUCGUGAGUGUGGCGGCCUUUCUCAGCUUCUGCGGUGCCAUCGCGGCCACACAGGUUAUGUAUUUGGACUUGUAAGGAGGAACGGAAAGAAAAACAACAACGAGUAACCCCAACACACACACACACACGAAAGUAUCUGCUUAGUGCUUCAUGUAUUCGCGAUCAUGAUAUUCAAUAAAUAUAAUCUCAAAGAUAUUUAGCUUACACAAUAAAAAUAUUAUGUGGACGGA
Molecule: messenger RNA, 2132 nt
Organism: Culex quinquefasciatus (southern house mosquito)
Lineage: Eukaryota; Metazoa; Arthropoda; Insecta; Diptera; Culicidae
Gene: lovit
Product: proton-associated sugar transporter A
Exons: 4
Coding region: 1-1977 (658 amino acids)
Biological process (GO): microtubule-based process
Cellular component (GO): membrane; microtubule
Molecular function (GO): sucrose:proton symporter activity; GTP binding
Source: RefSeq, a predicted model, not a curated record